Messenger RNA from Arachis stenosperma, 1188 nucleotides. RefSeq lists its product as uncharacterized. Gene Ontology annotation, molecular function: nucleic acid binding. NCBI's taxonomy places the organism in Eukaryota, Viridiplantae, Streptophyta, Magnoliopsida, Fabales, Fabaceae. The record is from RefSeq and is a predicted model, not a curated record. The transcript is spliced from 2 exons. Gene Ontology annotation, biological process: DNA integration. The coding region runs from base 1 to 1188 and encodes 395 amino acids.
AUGAGGGAGCCGGCGGUCACUCUGCACCUGUCAAGGCUAAGUCCCUCAUGGUUAGACCCCAUCACCAGCUUCUUAGAAAACGGCAAACUCCCCGACGACGAAAAAGAUGCUAAGAAACUGAGAAGGGAAGCAGCCAAGUACGCGAUCAUCCAGGGUCAGCUGUUCAGGAAAGGGCUCAACCAGCCCCUAUUGAAAUGCCUACACCCCGACCAAACGGACUACGUCCUCAGGGAAGUCCAUGAAGGGUGUUGCGGCCAUCACAUAGGGGGCAAAGCCCUAGCAAGAAAAUUAAUCCGAGCUGGAUACUAUUGGCCAUCAAUGAUGGCAGAUUCUAAAGGAUUCGUUAGAAAGUGCAUAAAGUGUCAAGAGAACGCCAAUUUUCACAAAGCACCGGCCUCCGAGCUAAGCUUGUUAACGUCUUCCCGGCCAUUCUCACAAUGGGGAGUCGACCUCUUGGGGCCCUUCCCGAUUGGUCCUGGACAAGUCAAGAAGUUCAUGUGGAGGCAAGUGAUAACACGGUUCGGCAUCCCAAAGAUCGUUAUCUCGGACAACGGGACACAAUUUACCGACAAGAAGUUCACGGAGUUCCUCACCGGCCUGGGUAUAAGACAGAAGUUCUCCUCGGUAGAACACCCCCAAACAAAUGGACAAGUUGAGUCCGCAAACAAGAUCAUCCUGUUAGGACUUAAGAAGCGGCUGGGUGAUAAAAAAGGUGCUUGGGCCGACGAGCUCGCCUCGGUCCUCUGGUCCUACCGUACAACCGAACAGUCAUCUACCGGAGAAACCCCCUUUCGACUAACAUAUGGGCUAGACGCGGUAAUACCUGUGGAAAUCGGGGAACUGAGCCCACGACUACUUUUGAAGGGAGUGGGGGAAGCUGUGGAGAAGGACCUAAUAGAUGAAGUCAGAGAGAUGGCCCACCUGACGGAAACAGCGCUGAAUCAAAGAAUGGCCCUGCGCUAUAACACCAAAGUACUCAGAAGAGAGUUUGAACCAAACGACCUCGUCUUAAGGCGCAACAACAUCGGCUUACCGACCCCGGGAGAGGGCAAACUGACGAAAAACUGGGAAGGUUCCUACAGAGUUAAAGAGGUGAUUGGCAAAGGCGCUUUCAAGUUGGAAAGGCUCAAUGGCAAAGAGAUCCCAAGAACGUGGAACGCGAGCAACUUGAGAAGGUUCUACUCCUAG